Nelumbo nucifera (sacred lotus) is the source of this 2492-nucleotide messenger RNA. RefSeq names its product rop guanine nucleotide exchange factor 3. The record is from RefSeq and is a predicted model, not a curated record. Gene Ontology annotation, molecular function: guanyl-nucleotide exchange factor activity. Lineage: Eukaryota; Viridiplantae; Streptophyta; Magnoliopsida; Proteales; Nelumbonaceae.
UCAUCAUGGAGAGGUUUUUGUUUUCGGUGUAAACCAGUUGGGCAUAUAAAAAUUCCAGCUCAUCUGGGUUUUGUUUUCUCUUAACACUAUUUAAUUACUGUUCAAGAAGGGAUUAUAGAAUAUCAAACAUUUGAUCUUGUAGUAAGACAAAAUUUCGAUGCUCUAUAUCGGGCCAAAAAAGAAAAACAGUGUCUAUGAUUUGUAGGUGUCUUUUGUUGCGUGCGUCUCUUCUCUUCAUCCUCCUCCUGAAAGCUCUAAAGCCAUGACCCAUCAGCCAGCAAGCUUGAAAAUGGUUCUGCUUCGUCCCAUCACCGGAAUUAUGCGUUGUGAUCAGAUGGGGUGCUGAGAUAGAAUUGCUGAAAGAAAGUACAUGGAGAAACAGGCAGGUGAGGGGACCGUUGGCUUUUCUUGCAAUGGUACGCUUAAUUUUUUCAUAACCUCCGUUUCUUCAGCUUUUGAUCCUCUUGGAAGCCUUUCAUAGAUUAGUUGGAGUCGGAAAAUCUUCUCAUGCUAAUUCAGUAAAAUUGUUUAGAUUAUACACACCAUCGGGAACCCAGCACCGUGAGACUUCAGUCUGAAUUCCGAAUUUUUAAUUUCUUCCCGGUUGUAAUUGUUUGUUUCUAUUUUUUAAGUUUCAAGCUUCCGUUUGUUCCAAACCUUUUUCUCUCCAUUUUAAUCAUCUGUGAACUCUGCAACAGCCCCAUGGUACAAGUAGUAAUGGUGGUAUUAACAGACGCCUCUCAUAUCCUGAAAAUUGAAUCUGUUUCAUCUGCAGAUUUGACCAAAAUCAGGUUCUGAAGCUCGCGAUGGACAACCUCUCAAACUCCGAUAAGCAUCAUGGUCUGGGUUAUCAUCCCUCACCCUCUUCAGGGGAUCGAUUAGACCGAUCAAUAACAGAAACCACUGGCUACUCAACUUUGAGUGGUGACUCAUUCAGAAACUGCCGAACCAACUCUGAAACUUCAUCAUUUUCAGAACCCGCUGAUGACAACAGCUGCUCUGAUGAACCCUCCCCUUUGCGCUGGCCAAUCACCAAACCAGUAACCAGUCAUCACGAUGACUUUACGAGCUUGGGUAUGAAGCAGGAUAUCAAAGUUGUUGAUGAGACAAACAACGAUGAAGUUGUUAUAAAUUCAGAACUCGAAAUGAUGAAGGAAAGAUUUUCUAAACUUUUGUUGGGAGAAGACAUGUCUGGGAGUGGAAAAGGUGUCUGCACAGCGGUUGCAAUCUCAAAUGCCAUAACAAACCUCUACGCCACUGUUUUUGGUCAUAAUUUAAGGUUAGAACCUCUACCUCCAGAGAAGAAGUCUAUGUGGAGGAGGGAGAUGGACUGUCUCUUAUCUGUUUGCGACUACAUAGUUGAAUUCAGUCCUUGCCAAAACCAUCAAGAUGGGAAGUCUGUUGAGGUGAUGACAAGUAGACCCAGAUCAGAUAUAUCCAUUAACCUUCCCGCAUUGCAGAAGCUGGACGCAAUGCUCUUGGACAUAUUAGAGAGCUUUCAGGAGGCAGAAUUCUGGUAUGUAGAUCAGGGAAACCUGCCCUUGAUUACAAAUCCUUCUGGGUCAUUCCAAAGUGUUAUCCAUCAGAAGAAGGAUAAAUGGUGGUUGCCAGUUCCUUGUGUUCCUCCAGGUGGCCUCUCUGAGCAUUCAAGAAAACAGUUGCAGCACAAACAUGAUUGUGCGAAUCAAAUGCACAAAGCAGCAAUGGCUAUCAACAGUAGUAUCCUUACUGAGAUGGAAGUCUCAGAGAUAUACAUAGCAGCUCUACCAAAGAGCGGAAGAGCCGGUUUGGGAGAUGCAAUUUACCGUUGCAUAUGUACCAGCAAUGAGUUCUCCCCAGAUUAUCUUCUUGAUUGCCUCAACAUAACAUCUGAGCAUGAAGCUCUUGAGAUUGCAAACCGAGUUGAGGCUUCGAUGCACAUAUGGAGACGCAAAGUAGGCAUGGGUCACUCAAAAUCUUCCUGGGAAAUGGUCAAGGAUUUGAUGGAUGAUGUCGACAAGAGUCACAUACUUGCAGGUAGAGCGGAGACUCUGUUAUUAUGCUUGAAACAGAGGUACCCUGAAUUGUCACAGACAACAUUGGAUACAUACAAGAUUCAGUACAAUAAGGAUGUCGGUCAGUCAAUCUUAGAGAGCUAUUCAAGAGUGUUGGAAGGAUUAGCAUUCAAUAUCGUUGCCUGGAUCGAGGAUGUUCUCGAUGCAGACAAAUCCAUGAAACACCAAGAUUAGUGGAAGAAAACAAAUGAAUUCAACUGUAAAGUUGAUACAUGCAGACCCUCGUUGCCAACCAAGAAGAAAAGCUCCCGACAGUAAUGAAUAGAACCAAUCCCCAUGACCCAUGGCUUAAAUUGUAUAUCUAUAACCUGUAAAACGGUUAGAGAUACGCCCAAUGAAGAAUUUUUCAAGGUCAUUUGUGUUCUUCACAGAAAAUUCUCAAAACACGAUAUUUUUGGCUCUUGUAAAUGUGAACUGGUUCUGAGAUUUCCGGCUUCA